UGCAUCAGCAGAAAAAGGAUUGACAGUCGCCCGCGUUGAAAGGAAAAAGGUGAAAUUCUUGCGGCGGAAAAAAGGGAGCAUUUUCCACAGAUUUAUAAUCACUUUCACUGCACCUGGCGAACUUAAUUUCCCGACGCGCGAAACACGCACGAAACGGUGGAAAACCCACCCCCCCGCUCGAAAUCGUGGUAGUUUGCAAAGGAUUUGGAAAGUGUGUCUCGCUGUGCGUGUGCGCCUGCAUACACAUUCGCAUUCACCGCACACAGGAACACACACACACAGCGCAGCGGACAGGCAGCUGCCUCAGACAAGCAAGCCUUGCAUUUUCUUCGGGGCGACAUCUUUUUUUUUUGUUUCUUAAUUCAAGUGUGGUUUUGCUUCGAGAGUGUUCGCGGUACGCGCCGGACGGGACGGACAAAGCGUGCGGAGAAUUAGCAACACAGUGUUGUUGACACGGCCGGUGCAAAGUUUGCCGAGUGUGCGAAUUUGCGUUCGAUCUUUUCGCCAUCCCAGUUUCGGAAACGUGCUCCCCUCCCUACUCGCCAAGGCCGUGGUGUUGCACAGAGAGUCAUUUGCAAAUAGCUUUCCUGUGAUAGCGUAGUGCCGGAGAGCAGGACGUGCACAAAACCCAAGGGCAAACGUCCUUUCAGAGCCGCCCUGCAAAACCAAACGGGUGUGUGUGUGUGUGUGAGCAUCAUAGAGAAGCUCCGGUGCUGAGACUGCUUCCUUCGUGGUGCCGUACAAAAUGUCGUGGGAACCGCAGCCGGAUGGCCUGAGCCAGAUCAUCACACUGCUGAAGCAGUCACAAUCAACGGACAACAUGGUACAGCGUGCUGUGCAGUUGAAAUUGGAAGAGCUGAACCAGUAUCCGGACUUUAACAACUAUUUGAUCUACGUGCUGACGAAGCUAACGUCCGAGGAUGAGCCGACGCGAUCGCUGUCCGGGUUGAUACUGAAGAACAACAUCCGCAUCCACGGCACCGAGCUGCAGCCGGCCAUCAUCGAGUACAUCAAGCAGGAGUGUCUGAUGGCGCUCGGCGACCCGUCGCCGCUGAUCCGGGCGACGGCCGGCAUCCUCAUCACCACGAUCGCCAACAAGGGCGGACUGCAGAACUGGCCGGAGCUGCUGCCGACGCUGUGCGAUAUGCUCGACUCGCAGGACUACAGUGUGUGCGAGGGUGCGUUCGGGGCGCUGCAGAAAAUCUGCGAAGACUCGGCCGACGUGCUGGACAGCAGUGCGCUCAACCGGCCGCUGAACAUCAUGAUACCCAAGUUUCUGCAGUUCUUCCGCCACUCGAGCCCGAAGAUCCGGUCGAACGCGAUUGCCUGCAUCAACCAGUUCAUCAUCAACCGCACGCAGGCGCUGAUGGUGCACAUCGACACGUUCAUCGAGAAUCUGUUCCACCUGUCGUCGGAUGAUGAUCGCGAGGUGCGCAAGAACGUGUGCCGCGGGCUGGUGAUGCUGCUGGACGUGCGCAUGGACCGGUUGAUGCCGCACAUGAACAGCAUCAUCGAGUACAUGCUGAUCCGGACGCAGGAUUCGGACGAAACGUCGCUGGAAGCGUGCGAGUUUUGGCUGACGCUGGCGGAGCAAUCCAUCUGCAAGGAAGUGCUGACGCCACACCUGCCCCGCUUGGUGCCGGUGCUCGUGCGGGGUAUGAAGUACAGCGACAUCGACAUCAUCAUCUUGAAGGGCGAUGUGGAGGAAGAUGAGAUGAUCCCGGACCGGGAGGAAGACAUUAAACCUCGAUUCCACAAAUCGCGCACACACACCCAGAAACCGUCGCUCGGUGGUGGUGCGAGCGGAGCGGACGGUGCGGUCCGAGCGAUGGAGGGCAAUGACGAUGACGAAGACAUCGACGAUCCGUACGACGAAAUGGACGACGAUAGCAAUCUGUCGGAUUGGAAUUUGCGCAAGUGUAGUGCGGCUGCGCUGGAUGUGCUGGCAAAUGUGUUCAAAGAUGACUUCUUGCCAAUCCUGUUGCCCAUCCUGAAGGAAACCCUGUUCCACGAGGAAUGGGUCAUUAAGGAGAGCGGCAUCCUGGCGCUGGGCGCGAUCGCGGAGGGCUGCAUGAACGGCAUGGUGCCGCAUCUGCCCGAGCUGAUCCCGUACCUGAUCGUGUGUCUGUCGGACAAGAAGGCGCUGGUACGGUCGAUCACCUGCUGGACGCUGUCGCGCUACGCCCACUGGGUGGUAAGCCAGCCGCACGACCAGUAUCUGAAGCCGCUGAUGAAAGAGCUGCUGAAGCGCAUACUGGACGCGAACAAGCGCGUCCAGGAGGCGGCCUGUUCCGCGUUUGCCACGCUGGAGGAGGAGGCGUGCACCGAGCUGGUCCCGUACCUGGGCUUCAUACUCGACACGCUCGUGUUUGCGUUCCGGAAGUAUCAGCACAAGAAUCUGCUCAUCCUGUACGACGCGAUCGGUACGCUGGCGGACUCGGUCGGCCACCAUCUGAACAAGCCGGAGUACAUCAGCAUGCUGAUGCCACCGUUGAUCGAGAAGUGGAACAAUCUGAAGGACGAGGAUAAGGAUCUGUUCCCGCUGCUGGAGUGUCUGUCCAGCGUUGCCACCGCGCUGCACUCGGGCUUUCUGCCCUACUCGGAGCCGGUCUAUCGUCGGUGCAUUUCGCUGAUACAGCAAACGCUGAACCAGGAUUUGGCCAGCACCACCAGCCCGGGCCAGUUCGAGCAGCCGGACAAGGACUUUAUGAUAGUGGCGCUGGAUUUGUUGUCCGGGCUGGCGGAGGGGCUGGACUGUUACAUCGAGUCGCUGGUGUCGAGCAGCAACAUUAUGCAGCUGCUUUACCAGUGCAUGCAGGACUCGAUGCCCGAGGUUCGCCAAUCGUCGUUUGCGUUGCUAGGCGAUCUGACCAAGGCUUGCUUCCAGCACGUGCAUCCACACAUUGCCGACUUUUUGCCCAUUCUGGGCCACAACCUGAACCCGGAGUACAUCUCGGUGUGCAACAACGCGACGUGGGCUAUUGGCGAGAUCAGCAUCAAGCUGAUGGAGGAUACGAAGCCGUACAUUCCGAUGGUGUUAGCACCGCUGAUUGAAAUCAUCAACAAUACCAACACCCCCAAGACACUGUUGGAAAAUACUGCGAUAACAAUUGGGCGUCUAGGUCUCGUGUGCCCCGUAGAAGUGGCCCCCUCAUUGCAACAGUUUGUGCGACAGUGGUGCUCAUCGCUGCGAAACAUUCGCGACAACGAGGAAAAGGAUUCGGCCUUCCGUGGCAUGUGUCAGAUGAUUACGGUCAACCCGGUCGGCGUGGUGCCGGAUUUUAUCUUCUUCUGCGAUGCCGCCGCCUCCUGGAUGACACCGAAGAAGGAUCUACAUGAAAUGUUGCAAAAGAUCCUGCACGGUUUUAAGAUGCAGGUUGGUGAAGAAAAUUGGGCCCGUUUCGUUGAGCAGUUCCCGCCCCAGCUGAGCGAGCGGCUGGCCGUAAUGUACAGCAUCUAAGCACCGGCAGCAUUGCAUCGCUCGUUCCAUAAACGCAAACAUUACAGCCACACAAAGGUUCUCCAACGCGGGAGCGGUGAGUGUAUAUACAUAAUGGGGCAAAUGCUACUAUUAUUAUUUCCAUCAUUUUUGUCAUCCACGAAUGGAACUGUCAACACGGAUGAUAAUGAUUGUUUUUUUUAAAGAAUGGUUAGAGAAAGACGGCCACGAAUGGGUCGUAUUAGCUACAUACCGUGCACAUAUUCUUCUGCCACGAGUUGACAAAAGCUGCCAAAUAAUCAGCUGAGCUUGUAUAUUUUUUUAUCAACAAAGUUGUGAACAAUGCAUUCAAAUUGUAGGCUUGUUUUUUUUUUUUGAAAUUAUACUAGCCCUCGAUGCUCCAACCACCAUUGCACGAUGCAAAAGGAAUUAAGUAGUUUGUUUUCUUUUUUUCAUGAUACAAAAGUAAGAUUUCGAACUAUGGGGGAUGAUAAAUGGGGGUUUGCAGAUAGAAUGCAGACAGAAAACCCUACAGAAAGGGAAUGACGUUGGCCGUAUGGAUGCGUUGAAACAUUCGAUUGUAAAAUAUAACACCCCGGGCAUAAGGUCCCUUUCUUUUUUCGUUCAUCUCUCAGCCGAAAUACAAGCAAAAAAGGAAGGCGAGGCUAUCAAUCAAUCGCUCAUUUUCUCUACUCUAAAACGUAGCCCCCAAAAGCGUGUAUUGAUGCAAUGAUAUCCGUCAUUUAAUAUCGGUUUUACCAUGGAAGCAUGGAACGCGCAAUAAUGAUUAGAAAAUGAACACCACGCGGAGAACAUUCCGUUCUCUUCUGCUUAUUUUUUAUUGUUUUAGUUUGUGCCGUAGGAUGAACACAUAGUUUUGCUGUAGUUGUUUUAGGGCGUGUAUUAUAUAUUUUAAACACACAAUAUCGUAGAAAGAGAAAACGGAAAACCGGCAACGCUCGCGCAGCUUAUUGCAUGUAAAUUGUUACGCGCUCCGUGUAAUUGUGUUAUAAAUUGUUUUUCACACCACUCUCCACGCGCUAUUGUUUCUACGAUAGUAAUUAGCCCAUUUCCCCCCUCAUCAUCGUAUCCAACACUUGUUGUGUCCCCCCGGGUGUGGUUGUCGUUUACGCACGCGGUACAACGUGCAUGCAGCUUCGGGUUGUAAAGUAGAGGCUUUUAUUUUUGCAACUCAUUUUUACCACCGACACCCCGUCGUCUGUGUGUAAGCAUGUACGUGUGUGUAUGUGUAUGUGGGCGACAGCUUUCGUUUUCGUUUAAAACCGGGCUAUCUCAUCUUUUCAUACCUUUCCCGCCCCUCCCUCUCAACAUAAGCUCAUCUUCCCCCAAAAAAAAACAAUCUUCCCUCCGUUAUCCUUUCCUCUACGAGAAAACAAAACAAUAGUACGGUAGGAAGAACUCCAAAUAAGUUACAUUCGAAUACGGUGUGUAGAACGCGCCACACUCUCCUAUCUGGAGACUUCUGGACGUUACAUGUAGGGUGUGUGUGUGUUAGGGUAAAACUAGCGUAGGGCACAAAGGUAUCCAAACAAAGUCGAUAGGGAAAAUUCGUUUCGUUGUGAGGACACACAGGGCAAUCUGGGUAGGGUAUGAGUUAUUAGUAGGAGACAGAAAGGACAACAAACCUUAUACUAGAAGCUAGGGCUGUGCAUCAUGUACUCGGUAGCAUUAUUAUUGAACAAACCCCCCCGGGUCAGACGGGUGGAGUGAGAUAAAAUCAGUUGUGAGGCAGCGGAAACGGAAACAUACCAAAACGGAACAGAUCCAACAUUGCCAAGUAAAGCCAGCAGGAGAUUAAAAAGAAUGGGAAGCGUUAAUAUUGAUAGGGACAAUUUUAAGCCAAUUUAACUCAGAUUAGGGUACACAAGCAUAGGGAUAAUGUUAGGGCAAAACAAAACAAUACUAUGUAGGGAAUCAGUGUGACUGAGAUAGAGAGAGAGAGCGUGUGUGAAUGGGGUGUAUGAGUAUGAUUGCGAGCAAAAUGCCAUUAGUGCUUACUUUUUCCGUAGCGUGUAGUUUGUUGUUCAAGGCGUUUGCUAAAGGCUAAAUGUUUUCUGAUUUCCGAUAUCUGAAACGGAGUUGAAAACGGUAGAUCAAACAUACACACAUCCAAUCCAAACAAUCAUCUUCGAUUGCGCCGUGCCGUGUGCACAUAUCUGUAUAGAACUUUCGCCUCUUCGCUAAAGAGAUUAAACGAAACGUUGUUCGCUGUGUAUUGUUUUUUGUUUUUGGUCAGCAAUCAGCAAUUAAAAGCAAAAAGAUCGUGUCGUGUAAGUAGUGUCAAACGCGUUUUCCCUUAGUUCUGGAAUCGGUGCAGUUACCGGGUCAGAGUGCAUGGGGAAGAAGGUUAGUAGGGUACACAGGGCAACAAAACAGAAAGUGAUAUUAUUAUUAAAACAAGGAGUUCAAAUACGUAAGGCACAACAGUAGGGACAACAGAGCAAAGGUUAGGGCAGUUAGCGCAGGGCCAAAUAAUCGUGCAUUCGUCGCGUCGCGUUUCGCAAAAAAGCAUAAUCCGGGUCGGGUCGUUAAUUCUUCGCGCGCGUUUCUAUAUCGGGUCGUAAUCGUCGCGGGUCGCGUUUAAUAGAUAAAAUGAAACAGAGUUCGGUUCGGUUCGGUCGCGUUAUUCGUCUUCGUCGUCGCGUUAUUUAUCCGUCAAUCCGUGUCCGGUGUGUUUAGGGGGAAUGUUGGGGGAAAACGUUGCAUCAAACGAAUCCGUUUACAAAUUGGGUUUUUGUUUUAGCUUGAUUUUAUUAUGGGGUGUCGUGUUAGUUGUACAUCCACACAACUGAAAGUACUCUGCUAUCUUUACAAAACUUACUAAUGAUUUAGUUUCAACAAACAGAGAAAUCAAAUCAGAACGAAAGGAACAAACUAAUUAAAGUAACUUUGAGCCAAGAACUGAAGUAUAUAAUGAAACAAAAGUCUACUGUGCGGAAGAAAAAGGAAGAAAAAACCUAAUCAAACAUACCGUGGGAUUGACAGAAAAUUGCAAGUCUGAAAACAUUAUCUUUAAAAAAAACCCAAGACAGUACUAACACACAACACAAGAGAGUUCGACUGGUUUUACGUUUAGUAGGUAUGCACAAAAUAAAACAAAAAACAAAACUCAAUCCUUGCCGCCCUAGACAAAGAAAGGGAGACAAAUCAAAACUCAAAGUGUAGUGCGCACAGAGAGAUGUUAGAUCGCGUAUGCGUUUGUGUGUGUGUGUUUGUGAGUGUUUGUAGAUAGGCAGACUAUUUGAGACGCGUGGGUGUGGUGGUGCCAUUAGUGUGUGAUAGUGAGAUAUUAUUUAUUGCUCCAGCGCAUAACAAGCAAAACAAAAACAUGAUAAUAAGUAUUCUAAAGCAACUUACUGCAACACUGAUACCAUUCUGCAAAAAAAAAAAACAGGAACUUUACACAACCAAAACCACAAACUAUUAGAAAA
This is a messenger RNA of Anopheles arabiensis, 6891 nucleotides long. It is a transcript of the gene Tnpo, whose product is annotated as transportin-1. The record is from RefSeq and is a predicted model, not a curated record. NCBI's taxonomy places the organism in Eukaryota, Metazoa, Arthropoda, Insecta, Diptera, Culicidae. Gene Ontology annotation, biological process: protein import into nucleus. Gene Ontology annotation, cellular component: cytoplasm; nucleus. Gene Ontology annotation, molecular function: nuclear import signal receptor activity; small GTPase binding. The transcript is spliced from 7 exons. The coding region runs from base 746 to 3460 and encodes 904 amino acids.